UGAUUUGGUUCUAAAUGUAAACAUCUGGCUAAGGUUAGAUCGUCCAUGUAGAUGUACUUUGAACCCUUUUCGUUAAAUAUUUACAAAGUAUGAUUCUUUAAUCGGCUUGUUAUUAGACUCCAAACCAUCUUAAUAUUUCUUUAAAAACUUUAUAACUUGAUGACAUUUCAUAGAAUGGUCUGUAACCAUGGAAAAAGGAGUAUGCCUUGUCAAAUUUUUAAUUUUGAUUGUAGCCUAAAGCGGUUUUUUUCACCUGCAUGGACAGUAGAAUGAUUCCCACAAGAUUCACAGAAACAAAUGUCGGAGACAUGUUUGUAGUUCGUAAUGCUGGGAAUAUAAUUCCUCAUUGUGGACACUUCCUUGAUGAGUACCAUACAAAUGAGCCAGCAGCUUUGGAACUUGGUUGCAUAGUCAAUGAUAUUCGCCAUAUUAUUGUCUGUGGUCAUUCAGAUUGUAAGGCCAUGAAUUUGCUCUAUGCUUUGCGAGACGCAGAGAUGUCUUCUCAAACCAACCGAAGACUUUCUCCGCUUCGAUCUUGGCUCUGUACUCAUGCCCAUUCAUCACUGGAAAAGUUUCAGCAGUUAGCUUUAACUGGGUACCAUAGCCCUUUAAUAUUUCAGGCUGAAACUCCAAUGCGCAAGUUCGUUGCUUACAUUGACCCAGAUGACAAAUUUGCUAUCCCAGAUAAGCUAUCUCAAGUCCAUUGUCUGCAGCAAAUGCAAAAUAUUGCUAGCUAUUCUUUUCUGAAACCACGUUUAGAAAAGCAUGAGUUGCAUAUUCAUGCUCUCUGGUUUGAUAUUUAUUCAGGUGAUAUUUAUUAUUUUAGUCGUGGUGAAAAACGCUUUGUGGAAAUAAAUGAUAGCACCAUUGAUCCUCUACUAAAAGAAGUAAAGCGGUAUUAUUCAUGAUUUAGUGCACUGUGAUAUUAUUCAUGGUUAUUCUAUACUGCCCAGUGGUCAGCAAGCAUGACAUUUUUGAAAUAGUUGUUUCUGUGUUGCCUGCCAAACUGUGCCAAAUGAUUUAAAAAAAAACAAAAACUUUUGAGUAACUUGCUAAACCAACUAGCUAUUUUAUUGUUUUACUGUUUCUUAUUUUACAUUUUUUUUACUUGCAUUGUUAUCUUACAACAUUCCAUUUGUUGCUCUGAUUAGCUGUAAUAUCAACAAAAGCAUUCCUUUUUCUCAAUGUCUUCCAGCAAUAAUUGUCUUCCUCUCUAUAUUUUUAAUUUAUUGUAAAUAAUAUGAGUAGUUUUUGUGCAUUUUUCUCUUGACUGUUGCGUCUAGUGGCACAUAAUAACCAAUUGCCGAACUCUCUCCAAAAACAUUUCAUGACACCAUUCCUUUAUAAUGUUUUUUAAAACCUGAAAAAUGAUGUUCAUUGUUAGAGAUAUUGUAUAUUUUCUUUAAUUACUGUUUUGUGAUGACUGCUGUGAUGAAGUGUUCUUAUUACUUUCUUUUUAAAUGAUUAGAGGUUUUAAGUGUUCAAAUUUUUGAAUGUGAACUGUGGAGUUGUUGUUUUUUUUAUUUUUGUGUCAGAUGGUACGAACUAACUCUUGUAUUUAUUAUUGCAAUGAUGAAGGUAUUUGGCAGAGUGGAUGUUUACAUGACUUUUGGUCAGAUGAAGUUAUUUCCAAAAUAAAUGCACAUCUUCAAGGAAA
Frankliniella occidentalis (western flower thrips) is the source of this 1657-nucleotide messenger RNA. RefSeq names its product beta carbonic anhydrase 1 (gene CAHbeta). The transcript is spliced from 4 exons. Lineage: Eukaryota; Metazoa; Arthropoda; Insecta; Thysanoptera; Thripidae. The record is from RefSeq and is a predicted model, not a curated record. Gene Ontology annotation, molecular function: carbonate dehydratase activity; zinc ion binding. The coding region runs from base 258 to 908 and encodes 216 amino acids.